AUCCGCCGCCUGUUGGUCUUUCACAGUUGGUGACGAGUAUUAUGAAAAUGGCCUCGACCCUGCCCGUAGUGGCGAAUAUCCAGAGAAGAUGACGACGCUGAGCUCACAAAGUCAGCUAAACUCCGGUGUGUUUGGUUUCAACACGUAGAUAUUAGUUCAGAAAACCGACAGAAAGCAGAGGAACCGCGGAGGAACCGCUCCGGACCGCAGCGUAUUUUCCGUUCGGGCUGAGGAAUCACCAUGGAGGACAUCAACUCUAACAUCAACGCAGACUUGGAGGUGCGGAAACUCCAGGACUUGGUGAAGAAACUGGAGCAGCAGAACGAGCAGCUCCGGAGCAGGUCCACGAUGUUCUCCUCCUCCGGAGCCAUGUCAGCCCACCACAGACCCCUGAGCGCCGGCUACGACCCGUCCUCCCUGUCAGCGGGGACCGGGCUGGCCGGCUUCCCUGGGGUGGGGUUCGGCGGUUCGGGCAGCUACGGUGGGCCGCUGGAGAACAACCUCUGCUCCAGACCCAGACUGUCUCUCGACGGUAUCAGCUUAAAGAGGGCGUAUGAGUGUGAGGGGGCUUCUGCUGCCUCCUCCAUGUCUGCUAUGAACUCCUUUUACCCAGACAACGCCGGCGGGUUUACUGCUGACGGGGAAACCUCAAUUCUAGAUGAAGUGGACAUCUUAGAUCUUGAAGACAUGGACUGUCUAAAUGAAGACGAGGACAGCUGGUUAUACGAAUCCAAACUGAACAGCCCGCUGCACAAAACCUUGAGCCCCAUAGUGUGGUGCCGCCAGACUUUAGACAACCCCAGCCCUGAGAUGGAAUCGGCCAAGCGUUCGCUCAUCCACAGGCUGGACCUCACACUGUCAGCCAACAAGCGCAGGAGCCUGUAUGGAAGCCCGUAUCUGCAGCAGAGUUAUGGAAGCCCUUACAGCACAAAUGCAGCCAACAGCCCCUACAGCAGUGGCUUCAACUCCCCCUCCUCCACGCCCUGCAGAGUGCCCAUCGUCCGACAGCAGCUGAUGCCCGGUAACUCUGUACACCAGAGAAAUGCCGCUGCAGAGAGGAAUCCUCCAGCGAUUAGUCCGCAGUCAUCAGUGGACAGUGAACUGAGCACAUCAGAGAUGGAUGAGGACUCUGUCGGUUCCUCGUCUACCUACAAGCUUAAUGACGUCACAGACGUCCAGAUCCUGGCACGCAUGCAGGAAGAGAGUUUACGGCAGGAGUACGCCGCCACGGCGUCCAGACGCAGCUCAGGGUCAUCCUGCCACUCUCUGCGGCGCAGCACCUUCAGCGACCAGGAGUUAGAUGCGCACAGUCUGGAGGACGAGGAAGAGCCGGUACACAUGUCUUUCGCCCUGCCCUCCAACCGUUUCAGCCCCUCCCCUCGCCACUCUCCUCGCGUCUCCCCCAGGAACUCUCCCCGCUCGCGCUCCCCUGCCCGGUCCAUGGACUACAGCCGGGGCUCGCCGCAGCCCAUCAUCAGCCGCCUGCAGCAGCCCCGUCACUCGCUGCAGGGCCACGGCCACGACCUGCAGACCAACGUGGUUAAGAAUGAAGAAAAGCUCCGCAGAAGUCUUCCCAACCUCACACGCUCGGCCGCGGUGACGGCUCAGUCGCCAGAACCCGUCAAGAACAGUCGCAGCUGUGAGUCCAACCUCCAAGUGCCAAACGGCGGCUCUCCUCGACACCAGAGCCAGUCAGCGACUGCUGCUCAGCUCCCGAGAUACUCCGCUUCUUCUCGCUCAUCCCCGAAACCCAAACAGCUCCUCCAAAAGCCAACUGCCCUGCGAGUCCCACUCUCCUGUUGCUUUGGAGAAGAAGGUGAUUUCAUCCCCUCUCCCAGUAAACUCCGAACUCCAGCCACGCCAUCCCCGCUGGCUUUGAGACAGCCUGUCAAGGCCACCUCCACCCCUAACUCUGCCACCUCCACCCCCACCCGCUCACUGGCUCCCCCCCGCAGCGGCCUUCCCCGACCGAGUGCUUCUGCAGGAGGAGGCAUCCCUUUGCCUCGAAGCAAGCUGGCUCAACCAGUGCGCAGAUCUCUCCCUGCUCCAAGAACUUACGGCGGCACAGGUGACAACUGGAGAGAAGGUUGUUACUGAGUGGAGCCAGCAGGGGGCGCUCUAGUCACACUAUCCACAGAAGGAAGGAGGCAGUAAACAUGGCACUUUAUGUACCUAGAAAAAAAUUUCCUCAGAGACAGACAAGCAUGUAUAAAUCAGAGUUUGUUUUUUUUUAAAAAGAAGAGGAGAGACUCCACAGCGUGUGAGAAAGAACAUCCCAUUAUUGUUCUCUGGGGGGGCUGGCUCUGUGGGGAGGGGGUCGGGCAUGUAGUGCACGCCACAGAGAAAAUGCCAAAGAAAAGCGGGCCGCCUUCAGGCGACGCAACGCCUGCAGUCACGUCUGCAUGGCCAGCCUCCCUCCCUCCCUCCUCUGUUCUCCUGUCGCCUCCCUCAGGUCGAAAUGUUUCCACACAUUUCUGUUAUUAUGCUCUGUGUUCAGCAGAUGUCGGUGAGUGAUCUCUAUGAUGAUGAUGCCGUGCAGGUGAACUGUCCCGUGAUGUUGAGACAAUUGUUUGAUGUCUUUUAACAGUGAAAGCACCUCUUGUGUGGGUACAAAUCUUUAAUCGUUCCUCUUAAAAAGAAGAAGAA
Cyprinodon variegatus (sheepshead minnow) is the source of this 2646-nucleotide messenger RNA. RefSeq names its product SLAIN motif family member 2 (gene slain2). The record is from RefSeq and is a predicted model, not a curated record. Gene Ontology annotation, cellular component: microtubule plus-end. Bases 241 to 2097 code for a protein of 618 amino acids. NCBI's taxonomy places the organism in Eukaryota, Metazoa, Chordata, Actinopteri, Cyprinodontiformes, Cyprinodontidae. The transcript is spliced from 10 exons. Gene Ontology annotation, biological process: cytoplasmic microtubule organization; positive regulation of microtubule polymerization; microtubule nucleation.